Cavia porcellus (domestic guinea pig) is the source of this 1932-nucleotide messenger RNA. It is a transcript of the gene Cntd1, whose product is annotated as cyclin N-terminal domain containing 1. Gene Ontology annotation, biological process: reciprocal meiotic recombination. The coding region runs from base 228 to 1265 and encodes 345 amino acids. The record is from RefSeq and is a predicted model, not a curated record. NCBI's taxonomy places the organism in Eukaryota, Metazoa, Chordata, Mammalia, Rodentia, Caviidae. The transcript is spliced from 7 exons. Gene Ontology annotation, cellular component: site of double-strand break.
GAUCCUGGGAGUUGUAGUCUGUACUUUUUUCCCGUAUUAUCCCGCCUCUUGGAGGGGGCGGGACAACGGGAAGAGGUCGGGCCUUCUGAUUGGCUGAGGGGUCGGCGACCGUUGGAGCGGGAAAAGCUGAAAAAGCUCGUCGCGGCGGCGACGUUGGUUUCCCUCAGGCGUGAGGCGAAGACGGACACGCUGCGGGUGCUCUGGAAGCCCACAGACGGCUGCUUAACAUGGACAGGGCUGCGGGGCCCAGGUCGGCCUCCUUGGGAAACUUCCAGUUCGGGGCAGUGGCCACCGAGACCAUCGAGGACGCGCUGCUGCACUUGGCCCGGCAGAACGAGCAGGCUGUGCGCGAGGCCGUGGGCAGCCACGGCCACUUCCGCUUCCGGGAGACGCGCUUCGUGGAGUUCAUUUUUCUCCUGUCUGAACAAUGGUGUCUGGAGAAAUCUGUGAGCUACCAGGCUGUAGAAAUCCUGGAAAGGUUUAUGGUCAAGCAGGCCGAGGCCAUCUGUGCACAGGCAGUGGCCCAGCUAGGAGACAGCGAGUGGACAGAGGCACAGAACUGGAGGGCUCGUAAGGAGCAGCUCUGCAGCAAGUUCAUUCUCCGCCUGGUGUCAUGUGUCCAGCUAGCCAGCAAGCUUUCUUUUCACUACAAAAUCAUCAACAACCUCACGGCCUUGCACUUCCUCCAGGCCCUGGGGUACCAGUACACUAAGGAGGAGCUGCUAGAGUCCGAGCUGGAUGUGUUGAAGUCCCUAGAUUUCCAGAUCAACCGCUCCACUCCCCUGGAGUAUGUGGAAACACUGCUGGAAGUUUUAGGGUACAAUGGCUGCGUGGUCCCCGCCACACGGCUGCAUGCCACCUGCCUGAGCCUGCUCGACCUGGUCUACCUUCUGCACGGUCCUGUGUACGAGAGCCUGCUGAGAUCUGCUGUGGGGAGCGCCACGCCCAGCCAGCUGCAGGGGGAGCAGUUCAGCCCGGUGCAGGAAGACUUCAUGCUGCUGGCAGUGGGGGUCAUUGCGGCAAGUGCCUUUGUGCAGAGCCACGCAUGCUGGAGCCAGGUGGUGCGGCACUUGCAGAGCAUCACUGGCAUCGCCUCAGAGAGUAUAGCGGAGUUCUCCUAUGCUGUCCUGACCCAUGGCGUGGGAGUUAGCCCUACUGCUGUCCCGCCCCUCCAGGCCGCCUGGGCUCCUGCGCUGCUGUCCCCUCCCGCAGCGCAGCGCGUUGGGCACAGGCUGCAGAGGCCACCAGCCUCCCUUGCUGAGUGACAGGGACGUGUGCACUCAAGCUGCUGAGGACCAAGCCCCUGGAGAGGCCACGGCUGCCAGGGAAGGAGCUGAGGGACCCAAGUGUGUCCCUUCUGUCACUUCAGACCAGGAGUGUCCAGGACUGGGCCAAGGUGGAUCUGUAAUGUUGGUUUACUUUAAACAAGAUAUUCCUGGUCUGCCUUUAAAUAAGCCAAGGGCCCCAGGAAGGGGACUCUCUGGGUGACCCUGUCACCAGGUCCCCAUGUUUCUUUUGGUGUAAAAUCCCUGUUGUGUCACUAAAAGCAACGUAGUAGCCAUUCUCCGCUAUCUGUUUUCCCUUUGCUGGACCCACACACACCACCCUGCCCCCCGCUAGUUACUAAACCCUGGGCACCUGCACCCCCCUGGAGCCUGUCCAUGCAGGGCACAGCACAUGGUGACCCCCAAAACCUUCUAUUACCAACACCCGACUAUGGAGCCGGGGGCAGCAGCUCUGUCUCAGGCUCUGGGUGGCUUGGCAGAACCCAGGUGUCACUUCCGUCACCCGGCGGUGUACCUCCCACAGCUUGGCAUUGCAGCAGAGAGCAAAGUUUCUAUUCCAUGUUUUACUUGCAGCAAGUUGAGGGACAUAAAAUCCAGGGAAAGCACAUCAACUUUGACUCAGUUAAAAAAAAAAAAAAAAAAGAAA